UCGACGUGUUUCCGGUGGAAUGCGUAGCGGUGGUGGGAGGAGCGAAGAGGCUAUCUUGGACGGGUCCAGACUGGGGUCAGAGGCUUAGCCCCCUCCCUCUUUCUCCCGGGAUCUACGGGCUAGAGGUCUUUAGGGCUGACCUGAGGUCGCAGCCGCUUCUCCUUCAGCAGGAACCCGCAGCUCGAGGAGACCGGACUAGGCCGAGCCGGGGGGGCGACGGGUCGAGACCGCUCCCAGAGUGAGCAAUCCUGAUUAUGACAUCACGACCAUCCCCUUGGUGAUGGAGCUCAUCAUUAGGAUGGAAGAAUGAGUCUGAGCAUAACACACAAGAUGGGUUACUGGGAGCAUAUCAUGAGAGUCACUGAGUGGAGCCGUGAAGGGGCUGGAGCCUUGUGAACAGGGACCCUGCCCCACACCACCUGCCAGGUAAAGACAGACCAUUGGCUCAAGACCAUGCUGGCCUGGUCUCAGUGAUGAGACAUGGGGUAUGAUGUAGCCCGUUUCCAGGGGGAUGUUGACGAAGACCUUAUCUGUCCUAUCUGCAGUGGAGUUCUGGAGGAGCCAGUGCAGGCCCCUCACUGUGAGCACGCCUUCUGCAAUGCCUGCAUCACUCAGUGGUUCUCUCAGCAGCAGACGUGCCCGGUGGACCGAAGUGUAGUGACAGUUGCCCACCUGCGCCCUGUCCCCCGGAUCAUGCGGAACAUGCUCUCAAAACUACAGAUUGCCUGUGACAACGCUGUGUUUGGCUGCAGUGCCGUUGUACGGCUGGACAACCUCAUGUCUCAUCUCAGUGACUGCGAGCACAACCCUAAGCGGCCUGUCACCUGCGAGCAGGGCUGUGGCCUGGAGAUGCCCAAAGAUGAGCUGCCCAACCACAACUGCAUUAAGCAUCUACGUUCAGUGGUGCAGCAGCAACAGACCCGGAUUGCAGAGCUAGAGAAGACCUCGGCUGAGCACAAGCACCAGCUGGCUGAGCAGAAGCGGGACAUUCAGCUGCUGAAGGCCUACAUGCGUGCUAUCCGCAGUGUCAAUCCCAACCUUCAGAACCUGGAGGAGACCAUUGAGUACAAUGAGAUCCUAGAGUGGGUCAACUCCCUGCAGCCCGCACGGGUGACGCGCUGGGGUGGCAUGAUCUCCACACCGGAUGCUGUGCUACAAGCAGUCAUCAAGCGCUCUCUGGUGGAGAGUGGCUGCCCGGCCUCCAUAGUCAAUGAGCUGAUUGAAAAUGCCCAUGAGCGAAGCUGGCCCCAGGGCUUAGCCACACUAGAGACACGGCAGAUGAAUCGGCGCUACUAUGAGAACUACGUAGCCAAACGGAUCCCCGGCAAGCAGGCGGUGGUGGUUAUGGCCUGUGAGAACCAGCAUAUGGGUGAUGACAUGGUGCAGGAACCAGGGCUUGUCAUGAUAUUUGCGCACGGCGUGGAGGAAAUCUAGGAAACCACAGCAAGACUAUAAAGCGAGAAGGAAACCUGAAAACCCCACCACUCCACUGGGCAUGUCCCUCCCACCCCCACUUGCCUAUAUUCAAGCCCCAAUUUCCCAGUCUCCUGGCACUAAAGUGCCCCAGGGCAUUAGUUUCUUCCUCCCUCAUACCUCUAGCCCCCUGUGCCCAAGAGGGAGAUCCAGAUAUGGAUGCUAUUUCUCUUAUCUCACUCCUCCCCCUCCCCCCCCAUUGCUGUAAAUUUUCAGCCUGAUUGGAAGGGCCCCUACUUCCACUUCCCCUGGGUCCAGAUGUUUGCAGAAGGCACAAACGCAUCCAUUGCCCCCAAGAGGAGUGCAGUGAGGUGUGGCGCCACCUCAAACCAAGGGGCUGGAGCAGGUAGGCAUUCUGGUCCUCAGCAGGAUUGAGGGGGAAACCUGCAGGGGAGGGGCAAGGUUAGAAGAAAAGUCAUAGGAGUGGUGAGUGAUGCCAAAUAGAAGUGGAUCAGCACUGGUGGCUGGGGUGGGCAGGGGUGCCAAUGGUGCUCCAUGACCUCUGUGCCAAGUGAGAAUCUAUCUCUCCAUCCUUGGGGGGGGGGGGUUCUAGUGGAAUGGGUGGGGAAGUAGAUACUGAAGUGUGUCCUCUCUUCCCUCCUCCCCUUUUCAUAAACAGAAUGAUGGGUUCUGGGAGUUGGGGGGGAGGAGGGUAGGCUGGUGGAGCCCUUCACUGCCUGGCUUUUGCCAAAGUGGGGCGAGCUGAUGUCCCUUAUGGAUGGGACAGUAGUAGUUUCCAGAUUCCCCUUUCCCUUCCCUCUCUUCCCUUGUGAUUGUGGUUGUUGGUUUUUGUUUGUUUGUUUUUGUUUUUUGUAAUUUGCUUUUAGGUUUGUUCUUUUUGUAUGUUUCCCCAUUGGGCUAGUUUUGUGUUUAAAGAGAGAAACACCUCUGGUCUCUCUCAUUCUCCACUCGGCCAACUGUUGGGUGUUUAAUUUAUUUACAUUAUUUUUUCUUUCCUUUUUUCUAUCCUUCCUGGAAAAAGACCAAAAAAGCUAACCUCUUCUCCUCACCCAAAUCCUUCCCUUUCCUAAAUCCACAAGAAUUAAAAACAUUAUUCCUUUGCUAUUCCUUCUGUGGGGGAUCAUCCAGGGUGUGAGGGUUGGCAUGGAGCCUGUUCUUCCCCUUCAUUACCUCUCAUCUUUUGCUUGAGCAUAGGUGACCAGCCCUUGGUUGUCUGUGUCUCCUUUCCCAAUUAGCCCUCUGUCUGACUCCCUUCAAAGUCUCUUGAAAAAUCCACAUCAGGUCUCCUGCCCUUUGGAUAGCUGGAGGGCCUGGCCUCCUUGGAGUUUGAAGCAUUCAAUUUUGUAGACAAGCUUCUCUUCUCCCUUGAGUUGUGAGGGCUGGGUUUGGCCACUUUGUCCUUGGUUAGGUUCAGGUUGGUCAUCCAGAGCAACUCCCAAACUCUGAACUGGCCAUUGGCUGCUUGAAAGCUGGUGGGAGGACAAUUGUUUUGCUUCUCAAGGCUUGACUUAAGGUUCUUCCUUUCCUAUCCAUUUGGCUUCUGUCCUCUGGAGGCCUGCUUGCUGUUGUUGGUGAGUCGCCCCCCUAUUUGGGGUACCUCUAGGAACAGACAGGUCAGCCAUAUGUCGUUCUAGCUCCAUCAGGUGCUCAGGAAUUAUAAAGAGCUUCUCUUCCAAACGUAAUCAUUGCCCCUCAACUCAAAGAUGAAUCUGGGAAGUGUGAUUUGAGCAGUCUUCCCUGAACCUCAUGCCGGUUUCUACAGGUUCUGGCUUUGUGUUUCAUGGUAUUGACUGCAUGAAUAAUAAACCACCUACUCAGCCAAAUUUAUUACUUCGGCCUCUCUCCCAGGGUUUCUUUUCUCCUUGGAUGUCUCUCCUUUUUAACUCCUUCCACUGCUUUGCUUUGUAACCUGCUUUUGACUCUUGUGUUUGUUUCUGGAAGUCAAACCUUUUUUGGGGGGUACAGGGGUCCUUUUCUUAAUUAUCUUUCUCUUUUGCCAGCCACCUCUAUCUGUAACCUAGAUCCCUCUCUUUAUGUCCAUCCAGCCCUCUUGUUUUUAGCUGUGAAUUAUAUAGCCAAGGCCUCGGAUCGAUACCUGUAGUGGGAACUUUUGCCCCUUCUCUCACUUUUUGCUUUGGGAAUCUAGUUCCUAGAGAAGGUAACUGACCCUCUUUCAUUGCCUGAUCAGAGAUCCUCCAAGAGAAUGAAGAGGGAACCUGAGGACACAAUAGCACCGUUCCCAAGAGGAGUGUCAUUUACUCGAUAGAGCUGGCCUUAGAGCCAGCCCCAUUGAUCAGUGCAGCCUGGGGAACCUGGGCUAUCCACCUAACACUUCAGUACUCUACGGUUUCCAUUUGCCAAGAAGGCCCUGCCCUGCAUUAGCAGGGAGUUUCCCCAGAAUGUUAGUAUCUUUGGUACUACAAGGCAUAAACAUGAGGUGGCUCAAAUGUUGUGACAGAGCUGUUCCCUUAAACGUGGUGAUGGGUCAAGAGCAGGGCCUGCAUUGCCCAGAAUGUUUUCUGAAGUAUCUUCAAAGCCUGUGGCAAAAUCUUUUGAAAACCAUUCAGUAGUACCUUCAUUCAGAAAGUGGAUUUAAUCCUGUACCCCUACCCCCAACUCAUUUGAAGCCCAAACUGGCAUAGGAGUGGUUAACUUGGCGUUUAUUUUUUUUAAGAACUUGUUGGCCAAGGACCGAUGUAGCUCAGCUGGGAGAGGCUAUACAGAAGUCGGUUGGCUACUAGGUGACAAAUUUUGGACACAAAAUGGGGGCACAAAGCAAUUGAGAGUUGGGAGGCACCAUACAGAUGUGAUUGUAAGACGCGCAUUUGUAAGCCUGAAGUCGCUUAAGAGGACUGAAGCCCAGCGGCUACUUAGUACUCUCUAGCCAGACAACCGCUUGGGGAAAUCUCAGCCUCUUGGAGCUUUCUUUUUUCGAAUCUGCAAAUCAGAAGUGAUACUUGCACUGCCUACCUCACAGGGUUGUUGUGAGGAACGUGCUUUGUAAGCCUGAACAUGUUUUAUGGUUUACAAUGUAAGUUAUUAAUAAAUGUGAGUUAAUUCUAA
Messenger RNA from Monodelphis domestica (gray short-tailed opossum), 4497 nucleotides. It is a transcript of the gene RNF41, whose product is annotated as ring finger protein 41. Gene Ontology annotation, biological process: regulation of canonical NF-kappaB signal transduction; protein ubiquitination. The record is from RefSeq and is a predicted model, not a curated record. Gene Ontology annotation, cellular component: plasma membrane signaling receptor complex. NCBI's taxonomy places the organism in Eukaryota, Metazoa, Chordata, Mammalia, Didelphimorphia, Didelphidae. Gene Ontology annotation, molecular function: zinc ion binding; ubiquitin protein ligase activity.